Ruditapes philippinarum (Manila clam) is the source of this 1114-nucleotide messenger RNA. Its product is annotated as alpha-(1,3)-fucosyltransferase C-like. The record is from RefSeq and is a predicted model, not a curated record. Gene Ontology annotation, molecular function: alpha-(1->3)-fucosyltransferase activity. The transcript has a single exon. Lineage: Eukaryota; Metazoa; Mollusca; Bivalvia; Venerida; Veneridae. Gene Ontology annotation, cellular component: membrane. Bases 117 to 1055 code for a protein of 312 amino acids.
AACUAUCAUUAUAAGUAAUUACGACUUAGAACAUUAGUGUAUAGUAUGAUUUAUUCAAAUAUCCAUUCUGCUUCAUUUUUAAUACAUGAAAAUAACUUUAUCUUUCAGGUUUAAGAAUGAAUGCUAAAUCAGUAGAUAUGAGUUUAUGUGAAUAUAAACAAUGCACAAUAAACUUUAUAGACAAUGCACAGCAAAGAAAGGAUUUUUUCUCCACAGCAGAUGCAGUAUUAUUCCAAGGCGGGCGACUCAUAAACAAGCCUCCAAUACGUUGUCAUGCCAACCAGGUCUACGUAUUCACAUCUAUAGAAUCCCCUAUUCAUCUCAUGUUUUCAUAUGGCGGAAAGAGAUGGUACAAUACUAUAAACUGGACGAUGACAUACAGACUGGAUUCCGAUAUAUUGUAUAAAUACGGUUCUUUGAAAUUAAAAAAUUUGACCGAUAUCCCAAAAGAAAAAAAUUACGAACAAAUAUUCAAAGAAAAGACAAAAGAGGUGGCAUGGUUAGUCAGUGAUUGUCCGACAGAAGGCAAACGAGAAAAAUAUGUCAAUAUUUUACAGAAGUACAUGAAAGUGGACAUAUACGGUCGAUGCGGCCCUUUUAAGAACUGUACAAAAGAAGAAGGAACAAAGUGCCUUCAAAAGAUCGGAAAAGACUAUAAGUUUUAUUUAUCAUUUGAAAAUUCUGUAUGCAAAGAUUACAUGACAGAGAAAGUUUUUGGCUGGUUCCAAAGGGAUAUAAUCACUGUAGUGAGGGGAGCCAGGAAUUACGACAAGCUACUUCCGAAAAACACUUAUAUAGAUACUCAUAAGUUUACAUCUGUCAAAGAUCUGGCUGAAUAUUUAAAGAAAUUAAGUAAAAAUAAAGAGGAAUAUAUAAAAUAUUUACGAGAAAAAGAUAAAUACGAGACGGAAUCUUUACGUACCCAGGUACAGAGAGCUUAUUGCGAUUUAUGUAAAAGACUUCAUCAUAUUGAAGAUUAUAAGCGAACGUAUCAAAAUAUUGAUCAAUGGUGGUUAACAGAUUCUUGUCAAAGAACACCUACUGAUAUACAUUAAAGCUUAAAUCACAUUAGUUCUUUUUAUAUCUUAUUUUGACAGACAACCAAUGGGGUUCA